Molecule: messenger RNA, 4339 nt
Organism: Cryptomeria japonica (Japanese cedar)
Lineage: Eukaryota; Viridiplantae; Streptophyta; Pinopsida; Cupressales; Cupressaceae
Product: probable RNA-dependent RNA polymerase 1
Exons: 4
Coding region: 987-4316 (1109 amino acids)
Biological process (GO): siRNA processing
Cellular component (GO): nuclear RNA-directed RNA polymerase complex
Molecular function (GO): RNA-directed RNA polymerase activity; RNA binding
Source: RefSeq, a predicted model, not a curated record
AUUGGGUCGUCAAAAGAAGCACUACAAUCUAAACAAAAUAAUCGGUUCCCUGGUCUUUAAAGUUGGUGGAUUAGGUUUUUAUGAUGCUAUAUCUUGCAGCAGUUGAUAUGAAAGAGCAUUGCAUGCAUACCAUAAGUGCUUUGAUUACUAUGUGCAUAAAUUUCUCUGUGGAUUUAGUAAACCACAGUAUCCUGUGGUAUAUACACAGUAGGUAUAUACAUAGUAUCGAAACAAUGUAGUACAAAGUGGCUCAAGUGGGAUUACAAGUUGGGUUAAGGCAUGUGGGAUUUGUGACGUAGUACAGCGGAUAUAGAAUAUUAUAUCAGUUUUUCUCUUGUAAUGUAAUGGAGUGGAGAUGUAGAAUUAUUGUGAAUUGAUCUUUGAGAUGGUAUAAAAUUUUUGGUAUGGGAAUCCAAGAAAUGCGGUUUAUGGUGUUGCAUGCUGGAGUCAGGAUAUAUACGGAAAAUAUAUAUAUCUGUUUGAGAAGUCUGGGAUGCUCUAAGAUGUGCAUGCGUGGUUUGAGGACAGGAAACAUGUACCGUGUGUGGUAAUGGAGUUGGGUUGUCAGAAGACAUAAAAAGAUUGAUAUUUUGGGUUAUUGGCAGUUGUGGGCUAUUACUGGAGCACACCUUAAAUUCGAAACUGUGGAGUUUUGUGGCCAUGUUAAGUAUUAGCUUAUGCGCGAGUCCAGUUGUGUUAUGAUUCAGGAAGUUCAAAAUUACAGAGGUGUUUUGUUAAUCUGAAGAGACUGACUGUCCAUUUGAUAUUAGUGGGAGCUAUAAUGGUAUGAAACACUCAAGCACAAUAAUUAGGGAAUAUAUAUUGCAUAGAAGUCAAAUCUCAAACAUAAUGAGCUCCAUGAACAAGGAAUUCCAGAGAAAAGAAAAACACAUUUCCUAAUAUUCAGUCUUUGCUUUUCGGUUUUGGGAAGGGUGGCAGAAUAAUAAAAUUAAUUGAAUUUUAGUUGAGUGCUGGCUGGCUUAAUCAUGAUUAGUUGUACAGUUCAAAUUUCAAACAUACCAUUAACAGUCAUUGCAAAGGAACUGGUGGAGUAUUUGGAGGGUAUUGCAGGUAAGGGCAGUGUUUUCGCCUGUGAGAUUAAAACAGAUAGAAAGAACGGGAGGUCCAGAGGAUUUGGCAAGGUCCAAUUUGAGAGCAUUGACUCAAGAAAAGAAGUGUGCAUGCUUUCCCAAUUGGGUCUUCUCCUGUUUCAGAAUGAAAACCUUAUUGUUUCCACUGCAGACAAGGACAUGUUUCAAACGACAACUUAUUCAAUCUGCAAAGCAAAACUGUUUGCAGGCUGUCCAGUGUACCAUAAUGCAUUGUGUGUGUUAUGGUCUGCAAGUGACGUGCUUUCCGAGUUUGCACGAGAGACGAAAAGGGUUAGCUUUUUCGUUACUGAAAAUGGUGUAGAUUAUAAGUUGGUGGUUCACUUUCAUGACAUUGCUGAUAUCUCUACAUGCGUUUUGAAGGAAAAUGGGACACAUGCUAUUCUCUUACGGUGGCAGUUUGGUCCAAGAAUUUUUCAAAAGGUUGCAUUGCAGAGUUCAUGUUCGACAGCUGGCCAGGAUUCUUAUAAAUUUUGCAAAGAGAACAUUGAGAUUCUCUGGGUUCGAACAACAGAUUUUUCAACAUCCUUUAGCAUUGGACAGUCCAAUGCAUUUUGUUUGAAACCUCCUGAUGGUGUGGAACUUAGUAAGAUAAUUGAAAGCUUGCCUCUGCACAGAGCAAUGGCAGAGCAACUUAUUCUAGAAAAUGGCAAUUCAUUUUCUCCCUUUCCACGUAUGGUUUCAACUGUUAAUGCUCCAGAGGGUGUUAAUCUGCCUUAUGAGAUACUGUUUGAAAUCAACUCUCUUAUUCAUUGCGGGAUACUCAGUGGCCCAACACUUAAUUGUCAGUUUUUUGAUUUGCUAAAUAAUAAGAAGAUACCAGCUUUACAGAUAACUCUAGCCUUAAGAGAUCUGCAUAAAUUGAAGUCCACAUGUUUCGAACCGCAUGUAUGGCUUCAAAAUCAAUUAAAUAAGUUGCAAACUAGCCAAAAUCAGUUGAAGUCUGUGACAAUUUCUAGAGAUAAUGGCACACUGAAAUUCCAUCGGGCUCUAGUUACUCCCUCUAGGGUAUACUUUUUGGGCCCCGACUUCAAUAUUUGUAGUCGAGUGACAAGGCAUUUUUCAAAGUACGUUGAUGAUUUCCUUAAAGUCUCUUUUAUUGACGAGGACUGGAAUAAGCUUCAUUCCAUUGCCUUGACUGCAAAAAGUGAAUAUGGUUUUCAUGCAAGACCACAAAGAUCACAAGUAUAUGAUAGAAUAUUGUCAAUUUUGAAGGAAGGCAUUACAAUAGGUAACAAAAGAUUUGAAUUCCUUGGCUUCUCAGCCAGUCAGUUGAGGGAAAAUUCUGUCUGGAUGUUUGCUUCAAACGACGAAGUUAGUGCUGAGAGCAUCAGAAAAUGGAUGGGAGAUUUCCACUGUACAAAGGAUUCAGCUAUGUGUGCCACGAGAAUGGAACAAUCAUUUAACUCUUGCAGGAAGACAUUAAAUGUUCGAGAGCAUGAAGUUUCCUUCAUUCCUGAUAGUUACGUUUGUACUGACGGUAUCCACUACUGUUACUCAGAUGGAAUUGGAAAGAUUUCCUUACAUUUGGCAAAGCAGAUAGCUCAUAUACGUGGAUUGAAUAUGCCCCCUCCUUCAGCGUUCCAGAUAAGGUAUGGUGGCUACAAAGGCGUAGUCGCAGUCGAUCCUACUUCCUAUCACAAGCUAUCUUUGAGACCAAGCAUGCUCAAAUUUAAUUCAAAUAAUACAGCACUGGAUAUUUUAAAUUGGAGCAGGUUUUUGCCUGCCUUCUUGAACCGUGAAAUAAUCACAUUGUUGUCAACUUUGGGCGUUCCAGAUCAGAACUUUGAACGCAUGCAGAAAAAGGUGAUGGCGUGCUUAGAUCAAAUGCUGCUCAAUAGUGACAUGGCUCUUGAUGCUGUAGAGAUAAUGUUCUCAGGGGAUGAUCAUAAGUGUCUGACUGACAUGCUAAAGGCGGGAUACCGUCCAAAUAGCGAGCCUUAUCUUUCAAUGAUGCUUCAAGCAUUAAGAGGAUAUCAAUUUUCGUCGCUAAGAACUAAGUCACAUAUAUAUGUCCCAAAGGGCCGGACUUUGAUGGGAUGCUUGGAUGAAACCAACAAUUUGAAAUAUGGUGAGGUGUUUAUCCAAGUUUCUAAGGCAAACAUUAAAUUUUAUGACGAUGGGAUUUCCACAUAUGGAUUCAAUUCAAAGGAAAAGACGUGCAUAUUGCAAGAAAAAGUAGUAGUUGCAAAAAAUUCAUGCCUUCAUCCGGGUGACAUUAGAGUCCUGCGUGCUGUUGAUGUUCCUGAACUUCAUCAUAUGGUUGACUGCUUAGUUUUCCCACAGAAGGGACCGAGGCCUCAUCCAGUUGAAUCUUCUGGGAGUGAUUUGGGUGGGAACUUCUACUUUGUAUGUUGGGAUGAACUACUUAUUCCACCUGAUCAAGAUCUGCCAAUGGACUACUCUGUUCAGAAACCUAUUCAACGAAAUUGUGAUUUGAUGAUUGAGGAAAUAGAGGAAUAUUUUGUGAACUACAUGCUUAACGAUAGCUUGGGUAUUAUAGCUGAUAUGCAUGCAGUAUACGCUGACAAAGAGCCCACCAAGGCACGGAGUCAGAGAUGCCAACUGUUGGCAAGGCUUCACUCAGAGGCAGUUAAUUUCCCCAAGACAGGUAUACCUGCAGAAAUGCCUCUGUCCUUGUUUCCAAAAGAAUAUCCUGAUUUCAUGGAGAAAGAGGAUAAACCAAUGUACAUAUCUACUGGGAUUCUUGGGAAGCUUUAUAGAGCAGCGAAAAACACAUCAAAAGAGAGUCCUUGUGUAUCAGAGCCUCGAAGAGAAGAUGCCCAUAAAGCACAUGACAGUGCUCUAGAAGUUGAAGGUUUUAAGGACUAUGUAAAAGAUGCAUUAAUUUAUAAAAGUUGGUAUGAGGCCAAGUUAUCUGCAUUGAUGGAACAUUAUGAUAUACAAAGUGAAGCUGAAAUAAUAAGUGGGAAUGUAAGUUCAUUUUCAAAAUUCUUUGACAAGAAGAGAUAUGGUGACAUUAAGGAGAAAAUCAACGAGUCAGUAAGAUCCCUUCAUAGUGAAGUGAGGGGAUGGUUUCAGGAAAGUUGCAAAGUGCACCAUAAUGAGGCUGCAAUGGCGUCUGCUUGGUAUCAUGUCACUUACCAUUCUGAUUAUUCUACGAAAACUCAUUUUGUCAGCUUCCCAUGGAUUAUAUAUGAUGUAUUACUCAAUGUUAAAAAAUACAAUGAAUUUAAUAAUAAAUAAUGGAAGUUAAUUUUAACGAUUAA